AUGGCCCCAACGCGCGGACAAGAAGCCAAGCUCGCGGCCGGCAAAAGACAGCGCGAGAAGGACAAGGACAAGGAGCGGAUGUCGGGCAAAGAUGGCGACCGUCAGCUGGAGGCGCGUCCCGACGAGUCCGGCCCUAUCCCUGUCGCGGGGUCCGCUCUGGACCGCAGAGGCUCUCGUCCGAAGGCGCCCUGGCCUCUCGACACCUUCUUCGGCCAUGCAUCCGCGCGCCUCUUCGGUGGCAGCGGCAGCAGCGGCAAAAGGGAGGAUGCCACUCUCACCCCGGCAUCCCAGGCCGCGGCACUACACAGCGAUCAGCGCCGCCUUUCGAUUCCUGGCAGGCGGUCUUCUUCAUCCUCGUCUUCCUUUAGCGAUCCCCUCCGGAUCGAGGCCGACAAGCAGCUGUCGCCGCAGCUCUCCGACCUGCCAGUGACACCACCCGAUUCGGGCAUGUCCGACUUUCAGCUACCCGCCGUCGCCGACCUCGAUGAUGCGCCUUUCCAGGGCAAGGAGCGGGGAUCCAAUGGCCAGGCCUCUCUCGCUCGUUUUAUGGACGGGCGGAAGGAAUCCGUGGAAGACCCCGCCAAGACCCCUCCACCCGUCAAGCCGCCAAGCAAGAAUGACAUCUUCAACAGCCGGUCGGUGUGGAUCGCUCCUGCGCCCGCACCGCCGCCCGCGCUGCCGGUGGAUCGAUCGUCGUCCGGGAGAGGACCGAGCAUUUCUGAGAGCCCCGCGUCGCCACCUACCGCCGCCGCGCCUCGCACUGCCUCCAAGACAUCCCUCUUCUUCGCAUCGUCGUCAACCCCGACCGUCACGCCACCUCCUUCGGCAUCUCGCUCGCGUGCCUCGGCCGACCUCCCAUCGUCAUCCGCCUCGCAGGCCGCAUCACCACAAGGAACCGAGCCGUCGUCGUCAGCCCUUAAGACGACCGCUGCCGGCCAGCUGCCAGCCGAAGGGAUCGGUGGGGGAGGCCGUCCCACGGGCGGUCACUCGCGCAAGUCGUCGCUGGGCCGCGCCAACACCGAGGAGCGGGAGCGCGAGGAGGCGCGCAUCCGCCAGGCCAAAGACGUCGAGUUCCGCCUCUGCCCGUCGCGCGAGUUUCUCCUCGGCGAAGGGCGCCACUGCAACGUGUUCCUGGGUUCGUACUACUCCAAGCGUAAGCAGGCCGAGUCGGACCCGGGCUCGCCCGGCAGGUCGGCCGGAUCGCUAAGGGCCAGGCUCGACCUCAAGGGGCCGCACUGGAAGCUGUGUGCCAUCAAGCGGCUCCAUGCCGACCGACAGAGCCAGCUGCUUGGCCUGGACGAGGCUUUCGCCCUGCGAAGGCUGGGCGCGCAUCCCAACAUCAUCCGACUCAUUGACAUCCGUGACGAGGUCGAAUUCACGCCUUCGCCCCAACCCUCGCCCAGGGCCCCGCCCAGGGACAUGCUGUCCGAUCUCGGCAAGGGGCUGCCGAGCGCUCGCAGCGGCGGUGCUGCCCGAGCUGGCAAUGUUUCAACCGCUGCCGGGCGCGAGUUGAGCGAGUCGACCGCACCCUCCUCACCGCAUUCUCAUGGGCGCUCGACCAGCGACAUGACCGGCAAGGCCGAGGUCUUGUCCGAGGCGCGGACGCUGAAGCGAGCGCUCGCCGCGCAGACAGAGGCAGAGGUGGCCGGUGAUUGGGAAAACGACUCCGCGACGCUAGGCAAAGCCAGCGCCGCUCGCAAGACUGGUUCGCUCAGGGUCGAGAGGAGAGGGCCUCGCCAUUCGGAGGUGCCAACGCUGAAAAUCGCCUCCCCGGAAAAGGACAGGCUCGACCUCGGCCGUUUCGGUGCUGAGGGUCAGGAUGCCAGUGGCGAUGCUUCGCGAGCUUCGAGCAGCCCCUUGCUGCCGCCAGCGUCGGCCGGUGCCGCCGACACUCCUCGACUGCUGAUCCUCCUAGAGCUGCUGCCGAAUAGCUUGGCCAACUACACCCGCCUGCAUCCGGAGCGCGUCGACUUGGAGCAGUGGCACUGCUGGGCGCGCGAGAUGACCAGCGCGGUGGCCUGGCUCCACGACCGCGGGUGCAUCCACGCCGACCUCAAGAAGGAAAACAUGCUCCUGACCGAUGAGCUGACCAUCAAGCUGUGCGACUUCAACUCGGCCGUCUUUCCCAACCCCGCCGAUCCGCCCACCGACGGCAUGGGGCUGGGCACGCCGGCCUACGGCGCUCCCGAACUGAGCCGCGCAACGGGCGGGCCUGGCGCCAGCUCCUUUUCGUUUCCCAUCGACAUCUACUCGCUGGGUGCGGUGCUCUACUCGCUUGCGACCGGCGUCGAGCCCUUCAGCAACGCCCGCAGCGUCAUCGAGAUCCUCCAGCGCAAGCGGGCGUUUUUUGAAUCCGAAGAAAACAGCCGCGCCGAUCGCCUGGCCGUCGAGGCCGGCGGCAGCAGCAACCCAGCCAGCUCGCCCGCCAGCCGGAGCAACAGCAUGCGAGGCCGGCGCAGCGAGCGCGGCGGGGACGACUCGUCCUUCUGCCUGUCGCCGGGCGCCAUCUCGCGCUCUCUGGCGGCGCUGACCAUGCCCAGCAGCCCGAUCUCGGCCAGCGGCGGCGGCAGGAACGCCAGCACCGACAGCCUUGAGAGUGUCGCAUCCAGCAUCACGACAAUAUCCGGGCGGAACCCGUCGCCGUACGCCAUCGCUUGCCUCCUCGAUCCUUCGCCGGAGCCGAGGGGCCUGCUGGUCAACGAGAACGAGGCGCCGCGAAAGGGGCUCUUGUCGCCCAUCCUGACGCAGCAGUCUGGCGUGGAGCGCAGGGCCUCGAUGGGCCGGCUGCAGCAGAAGAACCCCGCGUCGUCGUUGAGGCUGCGGACGGCGCAGUUGGGCGACGAGGCGGAUCGAGGCAAGCCCGCCCGAUCCGCGGGCACGCCAAUCUCGAGCAGGCUCAGCGUCCCCUUUGCUGCCCGUCCAGAUGUGCUCCGUCGCGCCUCGUCGUUUGGCGAUGGCGUCCAGCCGGGAUCCGAGACUGUGUCGGCUCACAACGCCGGCAGCAGCCACCAUCCGGGCCCGACCGCCCUGCCCUCGAGGAUCGACGAGAUCUCGUCACCCCCGAUGCGUCCGAGCGGCCUCCGCGCAGCCCUCACUCCUUCGGAUCUGGACCUCGACGCCGACUUGCAGACGCCCACAAGGGAAGCGGGCGCGUCUCCGCUGCCGCCGUGGGAGGUGCGAAGCCGCCAAACAUCAUCGACGACAUCAGUCCAGCACCCCGAGGCCGAGCAAACAAGCGCCAAAGCCACCGGAGGGCCCCGCAUGUCGGACGACCUCGACGACGACUAUCGGGUGGACCUGCGGCCGUACGCCGAUGGCCAUCCCGCCCUGAUCCUGGCCGGAGGCGGCAGGCUGCCGGACGAAGCGCGGGACUUGCUCCGUUCGAUGGUCAAGGCCUCGCCGCAGGCCCGGCCCACCGCCCGCGAGGUCUUUGACGCCCUGCAGCGUAUGUAG
Messenger RNA from Pseudozyma flocculosa PF-1, 3453 nucleotides. RefSeq lists its product as uncharacterized. NCBI's taxonomy places the organism in Eukaryota, Fungi, Basidiomycota, Ustilaginomycetes, Ustilaginales, Ustilaginaceae. Gene Ontology annotation, biological process: protein phosphorylation. The record is from RefSeq and is a predicted model, not a curated record. Gene Ontology annotation, cellular component: cytosol. Gene Ontology annotation, molecular function: eukaryotic translation initiation factor 2alpha kinase activity; ATP binding. The coding region runs from base 1 to 3453 and encodes 1150 amino acids. The transcript has a single exon.